GCCGUCAGCUCGACAAGCAAAAACCUCCGAGCGGUCGAGCCCUGAACGGCGGCCAUAGAAGCUUCACUGAGGCUCAAAGAGAAGCCUCGACGGCGGGGAAAAGGGGAGUGGCUGGUUUUUUAGCUUCGCACAUGCUUGUUCCUGGCAAUGGAUAGUGUAUUCGCGGGAGUCUCGCCCCCAUUGACUUUGCUCAUUUCUGCUCAUAUUUUUCUAAGAGCGACCCUCUUUCCGUGGGCCUAGGACAAACUUCAAAAACCGAUCGCAUCUGCUCUCGGCCCGCAUCCCACUACAGACCACAAACGAUACACAAAAGCUUCACCAGAAAAUGCGCUCAGCAAUCGUUAUCCUCACGGCCCUCACCACUCUUGCCGUCCCAGUGCUGAGCUACCCAAACCCCCACCUAUACGAGCUCUCCCACCUCUUCCGCCGUUUCGAAGCCGUUGCAAUCACAGACCACCCAACCCACGCCCACACCGGCACCGCAACCACCGCAUCCGCAUCCGCAACAUCCACAACAACAUCCCCACCCAACCCCCUCCUCUCCCACCCCUGCGACCCCUCGACCGACAUCUGGGCCUGCUACGACACCGCCUUCAUGGCCUGCACGUUCACGGACCAGAAAUGGGUGCUGCAGGCGACGUGCAAAGGGGAGUGUUUGGAGGAUGAGACUGUGCGGCCGUUUUGCUUUAGGAAUUCGUUGGUGGGUGUGCCUACGGCGGGGAAUCUGACGCGGGGGAGUGCGACCGGGACGAGGACGAUGAGUGCGGCUAGGGCGACUGGGACCUCGGUGAAGGUUGGGAUGAGGGAGAUGGGGGAUGUGUAGGGUUGGAAAAUCGGUUGUUUGGGUAGGUCUCUUUGUUGGAGCGCAUUUUCGGCGCAUACCGAUGGCUGACAUUCUCUUCGUAUUUGUCCAGGUCAACGGAUAUAAAAUAGAGUAGGUAGCUUCAAUACGUAGUAACCUUUAUAUUUAAUUGUAGGGAGCCGUAGUGACGGCAACGACAGUAGUAGUACGUAGCUUUCAAUAUGAUA
Messenger RNA from Fimicolochytrium jonesii, 1029 nucleotides. RefSeq lists its product as uncharacterized. The coding region runs from base 326 to 823 and encodes 165 amino acids. The record is from RefSeq and is a predicted model, not a curated record. NCBI's taxonomy places the organism in Eukaryota, Fungi, Chytridiomycota, Chytridiomycetes, Spizellomycetales, Powellomycetaceae. The transcript has a single exon.